Molecule: messenger RNA, 1278 nt
Organism: Penicillium canariense
Lineage: Eukaryota; Fungi; Ascomycota; Eurotiomycetes; Eurotiales; Aspergillaceae
Exons: 4
Coding region: 1-1278 (425 amino acids)
Cellular component (GO): cytoplasm
Molecular function (GO): protein binding
Source: RefSeq, a predicted model, not a curated record
AUGCAUAUGAACAAGAGGAUCGGCCGUCUCAAGCAAUGGGCUGGAGAGCGGAUGGGCGGAGAAGUGAAGACAUGCCAGUCAGAUGAUUUCAAGGCAAUGGAGACGGAGAUGGGCGUGCGACAUGAAGGCGUCGACCGCAUCCAUAAGUCUAUGACCGCAUACGUCAAAGCCAUCUCCAAGCGCAGCGAGGGCGAUGAUAAGGAAAAGACCCUCCCAAUAGCCCAUUUGGGAGGCAGCAUGGUCAGCCAUGGAGAGGAUUUUGACGCCAACUCCGAGUACGGGCAGUGCCUAACUAUGUUUGGACGAACCGAAGAGCGCAUUGCGCGCAUCCAAGAGGCUUAUAUUGCGCAGGCGACUUCGAGCUGGCUUGAAUCCCUGGAGAGAUCCCUGACCCAGAUGAAAGACUAUCAGCACGCCCGCAAGAAGCUUGACAGUCGACGGCUGGGAUAUGAUACUUCACUCUCCAAGAUGGAGAAGGCGAAGAGGGAGGACUUCCGCGUGGAAGAAGAGCUACGCAGCCAGAAAGUCAAGUAUGAAGAAGCCAAUGACGACGUGCUCCGUCGCAUGCAGGACAUCAAAGAUACCGAAAUGGACAACGUAAUGGAUCUGGGAACCUUCUUGGAAGCUCAGCUGGAAUACCACGAACGCUGCCGUGAGGCGCUUUUGCAACUCCGGAAUGAAUGGCCUGGCGGGUCCGGCCAGGGACUAGCUCCGCCGCGUCGUCCGGCGCGAGCCCGGUCCAACACUGCUCACUCGUACCAGGAGCGGUAUGAGCCUGUUAAGGAGGAGUUGACGAUCGUCACGGAGAGCCGGCCUCCUAUUCGAUCAGGAAGAACCAUCUCGACGCACAUGACUGAAUCUCCCGCAAGAGAUGCCUACCCGGCUAGCAAUAGCUUCUCCCGGCCAGGUCUCAGCCGUACAUCUACCUUUGAAGGCCCAAAUCAGCUGCGUCAAGAACAUUCACCAGUUGCGACUCAAUGGAUUCAGCGGACUACCAGCGACAAUUUGGUCAACCGCCGAAACAGCGUGCUUGGUGGGAGACUUCCCGUUGAUCCCUACGCAGACUCUGAGGCUAGUUCCUAUGGCCGUUCUAGCCCCGACCGUAUCUAUGGUGGGCGAUCGAGCUCUCCCGCUACCUCUCAUGGGAGCGUGGCUUCUCGUCAACCUAGCUCCACUGCCUUGAACAAGAAGGCUCCUCCACCUCCUCCCCCAUCUCGCGCGAAGAAGCCUCCACCUCCCCCACCCAAGCGCUCACUGGUCGCAGCAGCGGACGCGUGA